CUCAUAAAACCACAAUUCUCUACCAACUCCAUCUCCUCUAAAUUAAAGCAUUUCAUCAAUAUUUGUCUCUCCUUAAGUUAACCAAUAAAAACUCAGAAUUCAAAAAAAAAUAAAAAAUCUGCACGCGAAAAUGGAUCAAAAAUUGCCUGUAAUAGCAAAGAAGUUGUGGAAGAUAGUCCGCGUGGCUUACUUCAUGCUGAGAAAAGGAUUAUCGUCAAAGAGGAAACUAAUGUUCGAUCUGAAUUUAUUAAUGAAACGUGGCAAAAUUGCUGGAAAAGCCGCGUUCCAAAAUCUCAUGUUCCAGGGACAUAAUAAUAUUAAUCAGGGAGCCCAUCAAUGCACUUCUCAAGAGUAUUACGAGUUCAGCUGCAGUAACAGCCCUGCUUUCCACCUCCCUUUCAACCUUAACAAGCGUAUUAAUAAUAAGCAUAGUCAGUCCGAACACGAUGACGUUUCAAUUAUGAACGCUGCCGUUUUGAAGGCAUUGGAGAUGCUUCAGAGCGAAACAGCAUCACCUGCUUUGCCUGGAUUUGGGAGGACUCCUACGGUGAGGCAAUUAAGGAUCACUGACUCGCCUUUUCCUCUAACAUCAGACGGUGACAUGCUUAGCCACGUAGACCAGAAAGCUGAUGAAUUCAUUUCGAGAUUUUACAGAGAUUUGAGAAGAGAAGCCUCCGCUUUUGCUUAAUAGCUUGGAGUUUUUCUUUUCUUGUUGGGGUAUUUUUUACAAGAGUUUAUAAAUGUGAUAAUACGUCCCUCCCUUCGAUAAUUGCUUUCAUCCUAUAAUUAAUACAUUCAAGGCUGUGAGUAGUCUUGAAAUUUUGCAUCCACAAAUAUUCACUCUUCAUUUCACUGUCGACUAGACGACUACUCGUUGCUCUUUUGUUUUUCUAAUUGGAAAUAAGAGCAGUAAAAUACUAAAUUAGAAAUUGUUAAAAGUUAGAGUAAAAGAUAUAUAUUUUGUAUAGCUCCAAGUUCUUUGUUUUAGAACUUCCUUUUAUACCAUGAGGAGUAACCCUCCUCUUUAUUUU
Solanum dulcamara is the source of this 1031-nucleotide messenger RNA. RefSeq lists its product as uncharacterized. The record is from RefSeq and is a predicted model, not a curated record. NCBI's taxonomy places the organism in Eukaryota, Viridiplantae, Streptophyta, Magnoliopsida, Solanales, Solanaceae. The transcript has a single exon. The coding region runs from base 131 to 688 and encodes 185 amino acids.